Molecule: messenger RNA, 3208 nt
Organism: Camellia sinensis
Lineage: Eukaryota; Viridiplantae; Streptophyta; Magnoliopsida; Ericales; Theaceae
Source: RefSeq, a predicted model, not a curated record
AUAAUUGGCUCUUCCUUGUCGUCGACACCCACACUCCUCUGUCGCAACAACUACGGUAGCCACCAUCUUAGCCUCACACAGCAUUGCGAAGGUUUGUGAAUAAUAUGGAGCUCUUUUUGAUCACGGAAGUUUCCUGAAUUUUUAUAAUAUGGUUUCGUACCUGCAAAAAUUUUCCUCCCCUUCUAGCCAUGGUGUUUCAAGAGAUUAUGUUGAUUAGCACAUUGGUUAUGAGCAAAGGCCUAAACUGUUAUAGUGAUGACGAAAGAUACUGAAAAGUUCAUUGUGAUUUUCAGUUGGGAAUGCACAUUUUGAAACAAGAUGGAAACAGGAAGGCAGGUUUUUUCUGUGGAUCUUCUGGAGAGAUAUGCAACAAAGGGGCAUGGAGUUAUCACAUGCAUGGCUGCUGGCAAUGAUGUUAUUGUAUUAGGAACUAGUGAAUAAAAGUUUUACAUUGAUGGGUUGGUGAGUGCAUAGACUUGGUGGGUUUGUUUUUCUUACAUUAAUGUUUUGCUUUUUGACAUGAGGAUUUGUUUUUGUUACAUAGGAUUGUCUAACUAGAAACCCUCUGUCCGAUUUCAAGGUAUUUCUUUUAUUAUGUUUACACAAAUAUCUUUUAUAUAUGUAAUUUUCUAUCUGAUAAAUUUGUACCUCAGUCAUCUCUCUCUUUCACUAUUUCCCACCCACUAACCUCCCUUUGAAUUCACUGUUUGUGAGCUAAUUAGUCAUAUACUUGUGGACUCAAUGAUCAUAUAUAAAGUGAGUUGAUCACCAAGUGUUUGACAAAAUUACCAUGAAUCAGUAAUUUGUACUACAACAACAAAUUAUAGUUGUAAGACCAAGUUGAAAACUAUAGUUGAAAAUCUACUGAAGUUAUACACACAGGAGAAUGUACAACAUGGGCAAUUUUAAAUUUUAGUUAAUGAAUAAGACCAAAAAAGCUUUGCCCAGUUCAAAAGCUCCCUAUUAGAUUUAUUAUAUUCUAUUUCUAUUUCUUUGUUUGAAUGUAUGUAUUUGCCCUCGUUGAAUUCCAGGACUUUAUGUAGAUGAAAGUUGGAUUAAUUUUUCCUGUGUGUUAUUGUUGAAUACAUUGCUUCAACUUACUAGGUUUAUGUAGGGUGACUUAUAUUUUUUGGAAUUUUUUUCCCCUCACCAAUAAGAAAAUUUGAGAAUAGAUUUUGUGGUUGAUGGGCAGGGCACCAUAAAGAGCUCUCUCUCUCUCUCUUUCUGGAAGAGUGUGAAAUGCAUGCAUUUUGAUUCAUUUGAUUACACUAUAUUUUUCUUUUCUUGCUAAUUCAUUUGUCUUUAUUUUUUUGCCCAUCUUUUCCAUGAUCAAUAAUCUAUACCCAAAACUAACUGAAAAUGCCACUACAUUCAUGAACCAAUGUGAAAUAUAUAGUCAUGUAAAAUAACAAUCCCCAUCAAAUUAUGAAGGAACUUUUUGAUAUAGAUGCUGGUCUUAACUCAAAUUUGUCUAUUGUUGCGCAUGCUUAACAGGUUCUGCCCCUGGUGAGCUCUGCUGUGGAGGAAGAUCUCCCAUAUUCAUCUAGAAUUGCAAGUCUAUAGGUCGUCAUUUUUUAUGAAGAUGAGAGGCAAAAGGAAAGAUGAAAUGACAGUAGAACAGUCUAUUGUUGGAGGUUCCCUUCAUGGUGGUUCACUUCAGAUGAAUAGGAACACUGAUCAUGUUAACUCACAUAUUAGAGUUAAUAGAAGUUCACCAUUUGGUAGUAGUUACAAGGAAGCUUGUAACUUGGGCUUAACAUGGUUAUAUAAUCUUGGGAACACUUGUUUCAUGAACAGUGCCAUUCAGUGUUUGGUGCAUACUCCAAAGCUUGUUGAUUAUUUUCUUAGAGCCUACAGAAAGGACAUAAAUCCUUUGGGCAUGAAUCUGUGUAUAUUUAGAAUCCAACAAUUAGUUAUUGUACUUUUGAAAGAGCUUGUUCUGGCAUUUUGCCCUCUUGUUAUGUUUUUUGUUGGUGGCCUCUUCAAUGUGUCAUACUCUCUCUCUCAAUGUGCACUUUUUGGCCAGGGUGAACUUGCUUUACUAUUUGGAGAUUUGUUAAGGAAGUUAUGGGCUCCAGGAGCAACACCAGUAGCUCCAAGAGCGUUCAAAUCGAAACUUUCUGCUUUUGCACCUCAAUUCAGUGGUUAUAACCAGCAUGAUUCCCAAGAAUUUCUUGCUUUUUUGUUGGAUGGGCUCCAUGAAGAUCUCAAUCGUGUGAAAUACAAGCCUUACAUAGAAGCAAAGGAAGCAGAAGAUCGGCUUGAUGAAGAAGUGGCAGAUGAGCACUGGCGGAAUCAUCUGGCUCGCAAUGACUCCAUCAUAGUUGAUGUGUGCCAAGGUCAAUACCGUUCAAAAUUGGUUUGUCCAGCUUGCAAGAAAUUGUCCGUUACAUUUGAUCCAUUCAUGUAUCUUUCGUUACCACUACCUUCAACAACAAUGCGCUCAAUGACUUUGACAGUCAUGAGCACUGAUGGGAGUACUUUGCCAUUUCCAGUCACUGUAACUGUACCAAAGUAUGGAAGAUGUAAGGAUCUAGUGCAGGCCUUAAGCACCACAUGUUCUUUGAGAGAUGAUGAAAAACUGUUGGUAGCUGAGAUUUUCAACAAUCGCAUUCUUCAUUUUUUGGAUAAUUCAUCUGAUACGAUAGAGCUUAUUCGAGAUAAUGAUCUGCUUGUCGCUUAUAGAUUGCCAAAAGACAGUGAGACAUCUUCUUUGGUUGUAUUCAUGCAUGAACAGGUGGAGAGGCAUUUCUUGAAUGCAACUUCAUCUUCAAAGAUGUUUGGUAUUCCUCUUGUAGCAAGGAUAUCCGACCUUUCUAGAGGAUCUGAGAUACGUAGAGAGUUCCUAAAAUUACUAAAUUCAUUUUUAAUGCCGGUGGAAGAUUCUUUGAACGAAGUUGAUAAUGAUCAAAACAGUGCUAAUGAAGAUAUUGAUAUGGAGGAUGUUAUUAGCUCCAGAUUAUCAGAUAGAGAUGUAAACUCAGACAGUGGAUCAGGGGAUGACUCACAUUUGGGUCCCGACGACUUCCAGUUUUACUUGAUGGAAGAGAGGGGAGGAUUAUUGUCAAAAGUUCAAAAGAUGCAGAUGAAUGAGAUAGUAACAAUCUCAGAGUUAACCAGGCCCAUAAAUGUACUUGUUUCUUGGCCAGAUAAAAUGACUAAAUUUACCAUUUUACCCCAUUGGUUCAAAUUACCAUUUUACCCCUAG